GCAAGUUGACAACACUGAGUGAAGUACGCGUGCGUAUACCGAGGGCGACAAACGGUCUCAUGUUGUCAGUAAAAAACAAGCUCAUAUCGAAGACGAUGAGUAGCUUAGGUUAAAGUCGAAGAGGAAAUUGUGUGUGUGUGACUGUGUGUUCUUGCUGGCUGGCCGCCUCAUCAUCAUCAAGUGUUCUGUCUCAGCCUCGGUGGUCUCGGCACCACCGACACGUCAGAAGGUUCGGGAGGACUUUCACGGCUGAGGACAUGGAGGACAUUUGGACUCGCUGCUAACAAACCGGGACAUCCUGCAGAAGACAAAAUAAGGUGGACACCAUGAACUACGUGGGUCAGUUGGCCGGCCAGGUGUUGGUCACCGUCAAGGAGCUGUACAAGGGCAUCAACCAGGCCACAUUGUCCGGCUGCAUCGAUGUUGUGGUUGUCCGCCAAAGGGACGGCACCUACCAAUGUUCACCCUUCCAUGUGCGCUUCGGCAAGCUGGGCGUGCUGCGCUCCAAAGAGAAAGUGAUUGACAUUGAAGUGAAUGGAGAGCCUGUAGAAUUGCAGAUGAAACUCGGGGACAAUGGCGAGGCCUUCUUUGUUCAGGAAGCUGAGCAGCUGAAUCAGCUCGUCCCAGCCCACCUGGCCACCUCCCCGAUCCCAACAGACAGCAACCUGUUCUGGAUAUCAGAAGUGGAGCACAGGCCGGUCGCCCCAGAAGAACGUCCAGAGACGCCUGCUCCCACCAGCAUGGCCACAAAAAAGAAGAAAAGACGAAGGAAGAAGCACAAAGGAGACCCUCGAAGAGAAGAACUGACCCCGCCCGUGGCGGUCACUGCUGCUAAUGCUAAUGCUGCUAACACACCUGCUGCUGCCGUGGUCACGCCUGUGUCCACACUGGGCCAAAACGAGGAGAUCUUUGAGAUGGACCUGAGCUCUGAUGAGGAGGCUGUGGUGCAACAUGUUUCCAGAUCACCCUCAGGAUCCGCAAUACGAGACAUUGACCCUAAACUACCUACAGCCAGACGUAACCUGGAUGGUUAUGCAUUGUCUGAUGGGGACUGGACAGCAGACGACAGCCACAGCCUAUCUCAGGCCUUUUCACCCAAGAGUGACUCGGAACUGGUGGUGAGACCCUCAGAAUCGUUGCUCAGAGCUGAGUCCCACAUGCAGUGGACCUGGGGAGAGUUUCCAGAAACCACCAGAGUCACCAAAAAGGAGAAGGCAGAACUAAAACAGACAGUGACCAUCACCCCUUCAGAGAGCACCCACUUCCGUGUCAUCCUCAGCACAGAGGCCAUGGAGAACGAGGGUGAGCUUGGUGGACCCGAAGGCGUGGCCCCCUCUGUAUGCAGCAUCGUCAAGCCAGAGCCUCGCUGCCCUACCACCGCUACCGCUUGUGAGAGUCCUGUCACUCUCACACAGCCUGUGGACAUCCUGCCGUACAGUGUGGUCACCUCCACCCCCUCCAGCCAGCAGAGUGACUCACCCUCGAAAAAGAAAGGUGUCCCUAAGAGGAGCCAUCAUCAGGGCCCUGAGGACAUCUACCUAGAUGACCUGAAUGCACUUGAACCCGACGUAGCUGCAAGAUACUUUCCCAAGAGUGAGGCGGAGGCAGCCAGUAAGCACUGGAUGGACACGGAGAUGCGGUCCGGUUCCCAGUCACCGCAGUCAGUCGGCAGCGCUGCGGCAGACAGUGGCACAGAGUGUCUAUCUGACUCCGCCAGUGACGUCCCUGACGUCACCUUGUCGCUGUGCGGAGGCCUCACUGAAAACGCAGAAAUAUCCAAAGAAAAGUUUAUGGAGCAUAUCAUUACCUACCAUGAAUUUGCUGAAAAUCCCGCAAUUAUAGAUAACCCCAACCUUGUUGUAAAGAUAGGAAACAGAUAUUAUAACUGGACUCUAGCUGCUCCCUUGAUUCUGAGUCUACAAGCGUUUCAGAAGAAUUUACCAAAGGCUACAGAGGAGGCUUGGGUGAAGGAGAAAAUGCCAAAGAAGUCCGGCCGCUGGUGGUUCUGGCGAAAAAGAGCAGACAGUGCAAUCAAGCAGUCUGAGACUAAGCUUGAAACCAAGGAAGAGUCUCAAUUAGGGGAGGAAGGAUCCUCUAUUGCACAGGAGAAUCUAAUCCCGCUGGCUAAGACCACCGACUCGUCCAGUGACGAGGAGGGCAAAGAGGUCAGUGCUGCGUCGUGCCAGGAGAGACUUCAGCUGAGUGACGGCCAGCAGCACGCCAAGUCACACACUUACAGGAAGUCACUACGCCUCUCUUCUGAUCAGAUCGCUAGUCUGAAACUGAAGGAAGGUCCCAAUGACGUAACAUUCAGCAUCACCACCCAGUACCAGGGCACAUGCCGUUGCGAGGGCACCAUCUACUUGUGGAACUGGGACGACAAAGUCAUCAUCUCUGACAUUGACGGAACAAUCACCAAGUCUGAUGUGUUUGGACAGAUUUUGCCGCAGUUAGGGAAGGACUGGACCCACCAGGGAAUCGCCAAACUCUACCACUCAGUAGCUGAGAACGGCUACAAGUUUCUUUACUGCUCGGCCCGCGCCAUCGGCAUGGCGGACAUGACCAGGGGUUACCUGCAGUGGGUCAACGACGGCGGCACCAUCCUCCCCCGCGGGCCUCUCAUGUUGUCCCCCAGCAGUCUCUUCUCAGCCUUCCACAGGGAGGUCAUCGAGAAGAAACCAGAGAUCUUCAAGAUCGAAUGCCUCACCGACAUCAAGAACCUGUUCCAGCACAACAAGCAGCCCUUCUACGCCGCCUUUGGGAAUAGAGCUAACGAUGUGUUUGCUUACAAGGAAGUCGGAGUCCCCGUCUGCAGGAUCUUCACCGUCAACCCAAAGGGAGAGCUGAUUCAGGAACAGACCAAGGGCAACAAGUCCUCGUACGGCAGGCUGAGCGAGCUAGUGGAGCACGUGUUUCCGCUUUUGAGCAAGGAGCAGAACGAGGCCUUCGUCAUGCCCGAGUACAGUUCCUUCUGCUUCUGGAGGCAGCCUAUACCCGCCGUUAACCCCGAUGACCUCCUCUGAACCCAGAGGCGAUAAGGGGUUGACACUGAGGGGAAGACUGACAGGCUGGCAUCUUCAUCACUUUGACGCGUUGUGACUCACCUCCUCAGCACGGAGGAUCACAUCGUCGAGGUGAGUUAAUAAAUAAUAAAAGCAAGCGAGAGAGAGGCACUAGUGGUUUGCUGUGCAUACUAUGAGGAAUAGUUUGCCAAAUAACACCCUUUAGGGGGGAAAAGGUUCAUAUUUUUCCCCCCUAGGCCUUGCAGCUCUUGUGGACUCGUGGUGACUUCAUACCGAAUGAGUUACUAUUAGCUUGCUAUUCAAGUCAUGCCACUCUCUCCAAUGCUUACUUAAACCUUCUGUUUUUUUUUUUUUGGACACACCAUUACUAUUGAAAGGAAACGGACAAUAAAUAAAUAAGAUAACUUACGUAACAUUCAUAUUCAUGAUGGUGUGAUACCUCCACUCGACGGCUGAAUCAGCGCGCGAGUCGUUUAACGGCACUCGUUUAUUUAUGAUGAUACUUGAUGUGUUUAAGUUAUUGCCGGUCGUCAUGAUGCCUUUUUUGUUUUGCCUGAAGAUAUUUCGUUGUGUACGUCGCUGGACAACAUGCACUCGCCGGUUAACAACAAGCCUUGUGUGUUAUUGUUUUUGAAGUAAUACCAGCUUAAGGUACAUUCCUCUUCAGAUGUGUACAAAAUACAUACAUUUGUAUACAUAUUCACACUACCAGUCAAAAUACGCUUUCUUUUUUUUUUUUUUUAAAUAUUGAAGAAUUUGGUCUGCAGGGGUCGUCCAGAUACAAUAUCAAAUAUGGAGGAAGAGUUUGGGUGCAGGUGCUGUGCCAUUCUCCCGUUUAGUGUUGCUACUGAGUUCUAACAUCCAAACGCACUUUGUCGGACACGAGUCGGUCACAAGCACUUCAGUGCUGUUUUUGGUGGCUAGAGAAGACACAAGAAUGAAGUCAGUGUAGUGUUUAAAAGAGAUCACAUAGAGAUCCCAGAGCUGUAGCAGUGGAUCUAACACGUUUUCAUACGGUACACAUAGCGAUAGUUUUGUCGUGUAGCGGCAUUUACUUUCCACACAACAGGAAAGGGAAGAGCAGAAAGCCGGGAUAUAGAUGCUUUUCGAAGUGAACGGAUACAGAAUGGGCCACCGUCCCAGCUUUUUCUGGCGAUUCCCGUUCCUGUUUCACAGAAUACCGAGAAACCCUACAUUUGUAUCCUGUGGCGCUCUCCUGUGUGAACAGCACUGACAUCAAACAGCCAGGACCAAUAUGGACCUGGUGGUGUUCUAACGCAUACACGGUAGUAAUUUAUCGCUUUGCUGGGUUCUGAGUGAAAGACUAAAAGUGGCUCUGUUGAGUUACAUGCAAUUUGAUGGCGUCGAUGUGAAAGUCAUCACCAGUGCUGUUCACACAACAUCACAGGGCGAAAAGCGGCUUUUAAGUCUAAAUAGAGUGUGCGUUUGUAUGUUAGCUAGAGGUGUGCUCCUCCAGAUUUGGGCUGGUAUUGACUAAAAGCACCUUGAAGUAAUUCGCUAAGUCAUACAGUGAACGGGUACAAAGUUUCUGUUUUGCGAUAUUGAUAUUACACAUGGAAGUUUUCAUACAGUGUGAGCUUGAGGGGACUUUAGUUCAUCUUAUCCGAACAGGAAGUGUGCAUAGGAAGUGCUUUGUGUUCAGGCAAUGGGCACGAGUGUACCGCAGGACUUGAAGCACAAUUAAUGCAGACGACUGAAGCGUCAUUGUUAGCCUGGACGUUUUUUUCCUCAUAACGGUUGAUUGUUGUUAAGCCUCAUUAGCCAAAAUAAAUCCAUUCUUUCUAUGAAAGUAAAGCAUCUUGUGUGGACCGCACACACACGACAUCCUUACCCGCCACGGGACACGUCAGUUAUUAUAUUAUAUAGCCUAUGUUACGUUUGCUCUUCCUCUCUCUUAAUGCAUACAGAAAUAGUUUAUAUGGGAUGGUUUGGUCACUUUCUUCUCUGUAGCCUUUUUUUUUAUGUUUUGUAGGAUCAUUUCUUGUUAAGUGAAUGAUUGAUUGUUUGUUUGUUUGUUUGGACGUGAUGCUCGCUUACGUGGCGUGUCGGGAGACUGUCCGCUGUGUCCAUUUGUAUGGAAUUGAUCACAUUUACAGAAGAAAAGAACAUUCGAGUGUAAAAAAAAAAAUGAAUGUAAGAGAUUGUGGCUCUUCUGGUGUGGUUUCUAUCGAAUAAAGUUUCUCACUGAA
Messenger RNA from Doryrhamphus excisus (bluestripe pipefish), 5233 nucleotides. RefSeq names its product lipin 2 (gene lpin2). Gene Ontology annotation, biological process: fatty acid catabolic process; positive regulation of transcription by RNA polymerase II; cellular response to insulin stimulus. Gene Ontology annotation, molecular function: phosphatidate phosphatase activity; transcription coactivator activity. The record is from RefSeq and is a predicted model, not a curated record. Gene Ontology annotation, cellular component: endoplasmic reticulum membrane; cytosol; nucleus. Lineage: Eukaryota; Metazoa; Chordata; Actinopteri; Syngnathiformes; Syngnathidae.